Hypomesus transpacificus is the source of this 2524-nucleotide messenger RNA. Its product is annotated as protein delta homolog 1-like. Lineage: Eukaryota; Metazoa; Chordata; Actinopteri; Osmeriformes; Osmeridae. Gene Ontology annotation, molecular function: Notch binding; calcium ion binding. Bases 127 to 1431 code for a protein of 434 amino acids. The record is from RefSeq and is a predicted model, not a curated record. The transcript is spliced from 6 exons.
UGUGUAUGUUCAAUAAAUUCUGCUGUACCACGUGGAAAUUCUUUAACAAACGCAGAAUGACCCUCCUCGGCGGAAAGCGAAACAACGACGCAACAUAGGAAAAGACGGUUUUAGCUGGAAAUUAGGAUGUGCCUGUCGACGUGGUGCUUAUUUCUGUGCGUGACUGUUGGAAUCGCCAAAGGUUUUGAAUGCAGUGCAGGGUGCAACCUAGAGAACGGGUACUGUGAAAAACCAGAGGAAUGCAGGUGCCAUCCAGGCUGGCAAGGUGCCACCUGCAACCAGUGUGUUCCCUUCCCCGGCUGCUUGCAUGGCUCCUGCCAGCAUGCCUGGCAGUGUGUGUGUGAGGAUGGCUGGGUAGGCAGCCUGUGUGACCACAACACAAACCUGUGUUCGUCCAAGCCCUGCUCUGGUAAUUCCACUUGCAUAGAGACAGGAGAGGGGGGUUACUUAUGUGUGUGUCCACCAGGCUACGCAGGGGACAGCUGCCACUUGAGAAAGAGCCUGUGUUUGACUGACAGUUCUCCUUGUCAGAACGGAGGCUCUUGUAGGGACUCAGGGGGCUGGGCAGCCACCCCCUCCUGUCUCUGUACCCCUGGGUUCUCCGGAGACUUCUGUGAGAUGGGUGUCACUGACAGCUGCCAGUCCAACCCUUGUCUCCACGGAGGGAGCUGCACAACAGACAACCACAACCAAACAUUCAGAUGCUUUUGCACUGCUGGAUUUACUGGGCCAACCUGCAAUUCCACAGACGCCUCCCCCUCCUUUCCUUCCUCCUCUUCACCCUCUUCCUCACCGCCCUCUUCCUCCUCCAGCUCUUCCUCCUCUUCACGCUCCUCCACAUCCUCAUCCGCCACAGAAGCUGUCUCUGCCUGUGCCAGCCAGCCUUGUGCACACGGUGCCAGCUGCGUACUUCUCACAGACGGAACCAUCCACUGUGUUUGUCAACCGGGGUUUUCAGGAGCCACAUGUACCCACCAGCACAAGGCCAAGAAAGCUAAGAGGCCAGACGGACGAGCCUUCGAUUCCCAGGGUCACGGCCAGGGCCUCCCUCUUCCCCCACAGCACUACUCUCUCCCUGCCCAUGCUUUCCACAAGCUACUGCGUCCACCAGAGAGGGACCUGCUGAAGAUCACCCUGAGGGAGAGGGUGCAGGGCUCAGGGGGCCUGGUGAACCAGGGACAACUUCUCUGCUUCGGCCUGCUGGGCCUCCUCACCUGCCUGGUCAUCCUGGGGACCACGGGCAUCGUGUUCUUUGGCCGCUGCGAAGCGUGGCUGGCCAACGCUCGCUACAGCCAGAUGGUGCACCACCAGAGGGAGCAGCUGCUGAGGGAGGUGGGGAGGGAGGGGGAUGAGGGCGGACACUCAGUCAACAUCAUCCUGCCAGAGAAGAUCAAACUCACCAGCUUUGGAAGACACUACACUUCCAUUUGACUCCAGGACCCUCUGGUUGCUUUUUCCCUUUCUCUCCUGAAUGUGUUUUGAAUGACAAAAGAUUGUGGCCCUGGACCUAAUUAAAUAGUGCAUUAACACUGUGUGACUCUGUGUUUGAAUGUAAGGACUAAAAAGUAUUCAGUGAUGAUACAGUUCCACCAGUGUGAAUGGCUACAGUGACAUAUUUAGAAAUACUUCACCAAACUACACAACAGUGUGAAUAGAAUUCUGAUAUACUGCAUUUUUGUGGACUGUGCCCAUUGUGGAAACUAGACUAGAAUGUUCCCUUGGAAGAUUGGAGGGUCCUGUCUGGUUCUGAAGGUGAACUGGAGGUGAAUGUAUGAAUGUCAAAACACGUGGAUUUUCAGGAUUUAAUCAAGCCUGCAUUCAGUCAUGACAGUAUUGUUUUAUUUGAGAUGUUAACUUAAUUACGAUUUUAGUGUUGUUGGGUGGUAUGAUGUACUGUUAGUGCAGCUACAUUCUUUGUCUUGAAUCUAUUCUUGUUCUUCGUUUGUCUUUGAUAUCCUUUAGCCUUCGGGGCUGAAGCUUUAACUGUACUUUGUACUGUAUUUUUGCAUUUCAUCCACAAUUUAUCCUUUUGGGAAUGUAAUUCAAAUAGUAAUUUAACUAUCGUUUUCUCCUUUAGAGACGUGUGUUUAUCUGAUUCCUGCAGUCCUCUUGACUUGUUGUAUUUUUGAGAACGGUCCCACUGUAUGGGAUGUGUUUGAGGAUUCAUACGCGAUAUUAUGGGAUGUUUGAGGUCAAACACUUCUCUCUGGGAUGUGGGUGGCUGUUGUUUAUAGCUCAGCCUCUUUUCAGGAAGAAGCUGAGGAAGGAAAAAUGGGAAGGUUAUGUUCUGGAAUAUUAAUCAUAAGAAAAUGACCUACAUGAUGAGUGAUCAUAAGAACAUAAUAUUCCAAAAGUCAUACAAUGUAUAGUAAAUAAUAUACAUGUGAAGUUUGGAUGUGACAGUUUCAUUAGUAAAGUCUGUUUGUUCAUAUACAGUGAAAGAUUACUUUCUUUAUGACAGUGAACUCAUGCGUAGAUAGGAUAUUGCCUUUGCUGUAUUUUUCCAUUGCCUUUCAUAAUAAAU